CCUUGUCAUCAUCACUAAAUGAAGUUACAAAAUCAUGUUUUUUUUCUUGACUAUUAUAGAACGAUGCAUCUAGAAUCAGUGAAGGAUAACGUUAUAAUGACGAAGUGAGUAAUCCCUUUUCGCUUUUAUAUACAAUAUUCAUUUGAGCUAAAUUAACUUAUUUUGUAAGUAUUCAUCAUACUCGUCAUGUUGGUGUUUAUUGUAAGAUUUCGUAUAGUACCAUCUGUAAGUUACUUGAGAAGCCGAACUUUUUUAGACAACUUUAUAUUCUUGUCUUGUAAACUUUUAGUUAGUUGAUAAUACACCGGUACCAGUAGUGCCACAACUAGCACAAGACGAUGUCACUGAAUUCAAUUAUGACGUAAAACAUAUUCAAGAAUGGCGGAUUAUUGACGAAGGUCUUUGUUUGGAAGGUCAAUGUCGAAAUUCUCGAUGUAAAGCAUACAAACAAAUGGUCAUCGUCAAUAAAGGUUAUGGCCGAUUUGAUUUAAUUAGAGAACAACACAUGUCGAAAUGUCCAUUGUGCCAACAUUCAAUUAAACCCAUUAAAUAUGCUGUGAAUCGAUGUCAGUGGCGAACCGAAAAAUCACCAACUUAUAAAACAGCUGGUAGUAAAUAUUAUCUCUAUGACAUACCUGAACAAGUGUCAUUUACAGUUAAAACAAAACCUCCUAAAACAGGGAGAGAUAUUGAACAACAAUGUUCAAUAUGUUUGAUGAAUUUAGAGCAAGAACAAAGUGAAAAAAUUGAGUUGAUAUGUCAACACGCAUUUCAUCGAUUAUGUGUAAGGAAAUGGUUACAAUCCGGUGAACAAACAUCCGGACAAUGUCCCAUAUGUCGGAAACCAAUCCGCGAGAUUUAA
Molecule: messenger RNA, 862 nt
Organism: Didymodactylos carnosus
Lineage: Eukaryota; Metazoa; Rotifera; Eurotatoria; Philodinida; Philodinidae
Source: the annotation of a GenBank genome assembly